CCAAAGUGCCUAUUCUCUUCAGCUGGCUUCCUACAAACAGUUCUGUGAAAGAGAUCAGAGUGAAAGAAAGAUGGCGGGGGAUUCAAGCCUGCUGGCUGCAGUCUCUCUUCUCUCCGCCUGUCAGCAAAGUUAUUUUGCUUUUCAGGUCGGACGGGUAAGAUUAAAACACAAGAUUGCACCUCCAGCAGUCACGGGCCCUCUGGAGUUUGAGAGAAUAUUUCGUGCACAGCAAAACUCUUUGGAGUUUUAUUCCGUGUUCAUUGUAACGCUGUGGAUGGCUGGAUGGUACUUCAAUCAAGUUUUUGCAGCCUGUCUGGGUCUCCUGUACAUAUACGCCCGUCACAAGUAUUUCUGGGGCUACGCAGAAGCCGCUGAGAAAAGGAUCACUGGUUUCCGGCUGAGCCUGGGGAUUUUGGCCUUGCUGACUGUCCUCGCUGUCCUGGGGGUAGCAAGCAGAUUCUUGGAUGAAUACCUGGACUUUCAUGUUGCCAAGAAACUAAGGAAGCCCUUCUAAGUUUUUUGCUUCCCUUUCAUGCUUGUAGAGGACAUCACCACUCUGAAAACAAUAUGUCAUGUGUUAAAUAAACCUUUUAAAACUUU
Arvicanthis niloticus (Nile rat) is the source of this 600-nucleotide messenger RNA. It is a transcript of the gene Mgst2, whose product is annotated as microsomal glutathione S-transferase 2. Gene Ontology annotation, cellular component: nuclear envelope; endoplasmic reticulum; membrane. The record is from RefSeq and is a predicted model, not a curated record. Gene Ontology annotation, biological process: leukotriene biosynthetic process. Lineage: Eukaryota; Metazoa; Chordata; Mammalia; Rodentia; Muridae. Gene Ontology annotation, molecular function: glutathione transferase activity; glutathione peroxidase activity; leukotriene-C4 synthase activity.